Messenger RNA from Paecilomyces variotii, 4017 nucleotides. RefSeq names its product putative importin beta-3 subunit. The record is from RefSeq and is a predicted model, not a curated record. Gene Ontology annotation, biological process: protein import into nucleus. Gene Ontology annotation, cellular component: cytoplasm; nucleus. The transcript is spliced from 6 exons. Gene Ontology annotation, molecular function: nuclear import signal receptor activity; small GTPase binding. Lineage: Eukaryota; Fungi; Ascomycota; Eurotiomycetes; Eurotiales; Thermoascaceae. Bases 287 to 3574 code for a protein of 1095 amino acids.
UUCCACGGUCUCGCGGUCAGUCUGCGAUUCAAACAGCCUCUCUCCGCGAGUCCAGGCCAAGCUGCUGUUACGGCGGCGGUGCGGAGUCUGCGUCUGAGCUGCGUCUUUCACUGAAAUCGACCCUAACUCUGUUUGGCGUCUCCCUAAGAGAUAUUCAAUCGGCCAGUGUCCACCCCACCGAAAACAAAACCCCCGCUCGGGUGUCAAAGGCGACUCGCGUCUUCCGGUCUCUUGAACGCGAGCCUUUUCGCAUUAUAUAGGAUCUCCUUGAGUCAGAGCAGUCAAAAUGUCGCUGCUUCCUCCCGAGGUCCACACAGCGCUGUCCCAGCUGCUGCGCGCACUGACGACCCCCGACAAUACCGUGCGAUCCCAGGCGGAAGAGCAGCUGAACGGCGAAUGGAUUCAAAACCGCCCGGAUGUUCUCCUGAUGGGUUUGGCUGAACAGAUCGAAGGAGCAGAGGAUCAAGUGACGCGUUCCUUUGCGGCCGUGCUGUUUAGAAGAAUAUCGACAAAGACGAGCAAAGAUCCCAGAACCAAUGAAUCCAAGGAGCUCUUUUCCACCCUUACAGAUGAGCAGCGAAUCGCUAUCAGAACGAAGCUAGUAGCCUGCUUGAGCCGCGAGUCUGUGUCGGACGUGCGAAACAAGAUCGGUGAUGCUAUCGCUGAGGUUGCCAGGCAGUAUACUGAUAACGGUGAGCAAUGGCCCGAACUGCUGGGUGUAUUGUUCCAGGCCAGCCAGUCUCCCGAGGCAGGUGUGCGGGAAGCAGCCUUCCGAAUUUUUGCUACGACCCCGGGCAUUAUCGAGAAGCAGCAUGAGGAGACCGUUGUUGGUGUUUUCGCCAAGGGUUUGAGAGAUGACAACAUCGCCGUUCGCAUUGCGGCCGUGGAGGCUUUUGCUGCUUUCUUCCGUUCCAUAUCCAAGAAGUCUCACUCGAAGUUCUUCUCUCUGAUUCCCGAUAUCUUGAACAUCCUCCCUCCCUUGAAGGAGUCCGACGAGAGCGAGGAGCUUUCUCGUGCGUUUGUCUCUCUGAUUGAACUGGCUGAGAUUGCACCAAAGAUGUUCAAGCCUCUCUUCAACAACCUCGUCAAGUUCAGUAUCAGCGUCAUUGGCGAUAAAGAGCUCAGUGACCAGGUCAGACAAAACGCUCUGGAGUUAAUGGUGACGUUUGCGGAAUACGCCCCCAACACCUGCAAGAAGGACCCCAUUUUCGCCCAGGAGAUGGUUACUCAGUGUCUGAGCCUCAUGACCGACCUUGGAAUUGAUGACGAGGAUGCUGAGGAGUGGAACGCUUCUGAAGACCUUGAUCUUGAGGAAAGUGACUUGAACCACGUUGCCGGAGAGCAGGCCAUGGAUCGUUUGGCCAACAAGCUUGGUGGUCAGGUCAUCCUUCCUGCAACUUUCGCCUGGGUUCCCCGGAUGAUGUCGUCCUCUGCCUGGCGCGAUAGACAUGCGGCCCUCAUGGCCAUCUCGGCUAUCUCUGAGGGUUGCCGGGACCUCAUGAUUGGCGAGCUCGACCAGGUGUUGGCCCUCGUAGUCCCAGCCCUGCAAGAUCCCCAUCCUCGUGUGAGAUAUGCGGGAUGUAACGCACUGGGUCAGAUGAGCACUGACUUUGCCGGCACAAUGCAAGAGAAAUACCACGCGGUCGUCCUCAACAACAUCAUUCCUGUUCUCAACUCGGCCGAACCGAGGGUGCAGGCUCAUGCUGCUGCUGCCCUAGUCAACUUCUGCGAAGAGGCGGAGAGGGGCAUCCUUGAGCCCUACCUGGCAGAGCUUCUCAGACACCUCCUUCAGCUUCUUCGCAGUCCUAAGCGAUUCGUCCAGGAACAGGCUCUCUCGACCAUUGCCACCAUCGCCGACUCUGCGGAGACGGCAUUCUCCCAGUACUAUGACACUUUGAUGCCAUUGCUGUUCAACGUCCUGAAGGAGGAACAGUCGAAGGAGUACCGCUUGCUGCGUGCAAAGGCCAUGGAGUGCGCUACCCUCAUUGCUUUGGCCGUUGGAAAGGAGAAGAUGGGACAGGAUGCUCUCAACCUUGUGCAGCUCCUUGGUAACAUCCAGCAGAACAUCACGGAGCCUGACGACCCCCAGUCACAGUACCUUCUCCACUGCUGGGGCCGCAUGUGCCGUGUCCUGGGCCAGGACUUCAUUCCAUACUUGCCACACGUUAUGCCGCCUCUUUUGACGGUUGCUGCGGCCAAGGCUGAUAUUCAGCUCCUUGAUGAUGAAGAUCAGAUCGAUCAGGUCGAGCAGGAUGAAGGAUGGGAGCUGGUUCCCCUCAAGGGCAAGGUUAUUGGAAUCAAGACCAGUGCUCUUGAGGAUAAAAACACUGCCAUCGAGCUUAUCACCAUCUAUGCCCAGAUCCUUGAGGCUGCCUUCGAGCCUUAUGUCCUUGAGACCAUGGAGAAGAUCGCUAUCCCCGGUCUGGCUUUCUUCUUCCAUGAUCCGGUCCGUGUCUCAUCGGCCAAGCUUAUCCCUCAGCUUCUUAACUCGUACAAGAAAGCUCACGGUGUUCAGUCACCCGGUUUCGCACAGAUGUGGAACAAGGUCGCCGAGAAGAUCAUUGAAGUGCUGAGCGCUGAGCCUACCAUUGACACUCUGGCAGAAAUGUACCAGUGCUUCUACGAGUCCGUGGAGGUCGCAGGAAAGAACAGUCUCACCCCUGACCACAUGCAGGCCUUCAUCCAGUCGUCCAAGUCCACACUCGAAGACUACCAGCAGCGUGUUAAGCUACGUCUCGAUGAGAAGGCUGACCAAGAGGAUGGCGAGGAGGAGAAUCUUGACUACGAAUACGCCGUCGAGGACGACCAGAACCUCCUUAGUGACAUGAACAAGGCUUUCCACACUAUCUUCAAGAACCAGGGUCCUUCGUUCCUGCCAGCCUGGCAACAACUACUUCCAUUUUACGAUGCGUUCAUCACCAGUCAGGACCCGACUCAGCGCCAGUGGGCCAUCUGUAUCAUGGAUGAUGUGCUUGAGUUCUGUGGCGAGCAGUCAUGGAACUACAAGGACCACAUUCUGCAGCCUCUUGCGAACGGUCUACGGGACGAGAACGCUGCCAACAGACAGGCUGCGGCUUACGGUGUCGGUAUUGCUGCGCAGAAGGGUGGUCUUCCGUGGAGCGAUUUCGUGGCAGCCUGCAUCCCUACCCUUAUCCAGGUGUGCCAGCAUCCUCACUCCAGGACGGAGGAGCACGUGUUUGCUACGGAGAAUGCUUCAGCCAGUAUUGCCAAGAUCCUCCACUACAACGCUUCCAAGGUCCAGAACCCGCAAGAGGUUGUUGCUACCUGGAUCAACACUCUGCCCAUCACAUUUGACGAGGAGGCUGCGCCAUAUGCGUACUCGUUCCUAGCUCAGCUCAUUGAUCAACAAAGCCCUGCUGUUCUCUCGAAUGCCGACAAGGUCUUCGGUUAUAUAGUGCAAGCGCUGGACGCGGAGACUCUCCAGGGCGCCACUGCUGCCCGCGUUGCCGCCUCGGCCAAGCAGCUCGUGGCCGCUACUGGCCUUAACGCAGAGCAGAUCCUCGCUAGUGUAAACCCAGAUAACCAGGUGGCGGUGCGGAGCUAUUUCCAAUAGAAAUAAGGAGAAGAGGACGAAGAAAAGAAACGUGUUUCGGCGUGUGAUGUAUUUGACAUGACCUUUUGUUCUAUCUCCCCAUGUGUGCGAGUCUGGCGAGGUGCUCUCUUUUUAUUCCAAGGCCCCUUUUUGACCUGGAACACUUUGUUGAUCGAUGGUAUAAAUCUUCGCGCUAGUUUGGCCUAUUUUUUACAUUUUAUCUACCUAUGACCCUUUGAUAUCUCUGCCAAUGUCAGAUUCAUUAAAUCAUGUGCCCUUUCCCGACCCUAUGACCUGACGUUACCUGGACCUGGAUCUGGACCCUGAAUCUGAUCUGGACUGGACUGAACUCAACUGGCCCUGAGCCCCCGCCUAUGAUCCCCAUGAUGCAUCUGUGAUAGCUUUCUCCUACUAUCUCUUACUAGGUUCUAUAUCUCAAAAAGAAAAAAAAAGUUCGAUCUAAA